Betta splendens (Siamese fighting fish) is the source of this 3287-nucleotide messenger RNA. It is a transcript of the gene crlf3, whose product is annotated as cytokine receptor-like factor 3. The record is from RefSeq and is a predicted model, not a curated record. Lineage: Eukaryota; Metazoa; Chordata; Actinopteri; Anabantiformes; Osphronemidae. Gene Ontology annotation, molecular function: protein binding. The coding region runs from base 161 to 1498 and encodes 445 amino acids. The transcript has 9 exons.
CUUGCCAUUUGCUGUUGCCCUUAAAGCCUCGGAAGUGUCAUUUUUGGACUUGAUCAAAACUUCUGCAUAUCGAGCGGUGCUGUGGCAGCGGCUUCGCGUUGAUUCAUAACCGUUGGCACAAGUUGAAUGGCCACUGGGAAGCGUUAAAACAGACGGGAGGAUGUCUGUGGAGGUGGAUGUGCUGCUGCAGGAGGCCAAAGAAAGCAUCGAGGCGGCCCAGAACUACCGCAGUGAACUCCAGCAGCGCCUGCAUGGCCUCAACCAGGCCCGCAAACAGAUCCGGGGAAGUUCGGGUCAGGCCCGCGAGACCCUCCGCCGUCACUUCACCGAGCUGCAGGCCGCAGCAGCUCGGCUGCUGACGGAGCGACUGGCCGCCUUGCUGGCCGAGGUGGACGCCAUCGAGGCCGACAGCGUCAGACCGCUGGACGACUGCCAGAGCCUGAUUGAACACGGAGUGGGCCAGGCGGACGAGCUGCUGCGAGAAGGGGAAGCAGCGCUACGUUGUGGUCUAGGGGAGAAGGAGGACAAACUGGGUAGUUUCACCAAGAAGGCCAUGCACAUUCAACUGGACAGUCUACCAGAGGUACCAGCAUUGGUGGACGUGCCGUGCGUUUCAGCCCAGCUGGAUGACUCCCUGCUGGGUCUGCUGAAGGACCGGGUGUCCCGCCAUGGCUCCGUUUCCUCCCACCCGCCCGUCCAGAUAGAGGAGCUACAGGAGCGACCUGGCGGCGUCUUGGUCCGCUGGUGUAAGGUGGACGAAGACUUUGCUGCAGCAGAGUAUCGGUUACAGCACCGGAGUUCUGGCAGCGGAGGGAGCCAGUACGAGGACUCCUACAUCGGUCGGGACAGUGAGUUUCUGGUUCUCCACUUGGACCCUCACACGGAAUAUCUGUUCAGGGUCUGUGCCCGUGGAGAGGGUCGCACAGAGUGGAGCCCCUGGAGCAUCCCACAGACAGGAUAUACCACACUGCCACCACAUGAGUGGCGUCCAGGCACUGAUGGGUACAUUCUGAGCAGCAGGAGAAACAUUGCCCUGCGCAGUGACUCCUCCCAGUCGCGCUGCCCUGUGCUCUACUCCAGGGCGCCCACCUACUUCUGUGGCCAGACCCUGACCUUCAAGAUCUCUGCAGCCAGUCAGCUGGAUCCAAGGGACAGUCUGGGAGUGUGCGUGGACAUUCAGAGGGAGGCGGAGUCGCUUCAGAGAGACCAGGCGGUCUGCAUUUCCACCAACGGUGCUGUGUACGUAAACGGUAAAGAGAUGACCAACCAGCUGCCUGCCAUCUCCCUGGGCUCUGCCGUGACCUUUGACAUGGAGGUGGUGAAUCUGUUCCCCAUCAGCAACAACAACCUCAGCGAUGGGGGCAACUUCAAGCUGAGGGUGACCAUCGGAUCAGGCAACCGGGAGGUGGUGUUUGACUGGCUGGUGGACCAGGCAGUAGACUCCCUCUUCUUCGGCUGCUCCUUCGCCCAGUCCGGCUGGAAAGUGCUGGUGUAUUGACCGUUAAAAAGGUGGAUUCUCCAGUCUGCUGGAGUUUAGAACCUGCUCACACAGGCUCCAUUACCUUUGGUUUAAACAUUUGUCAUAUGUUCUUUUUUGUUUUACACCUAAAGCACUUGCAAAGUCUGGGGAAAAGGAUCAGUCGUUCAUUUUUACACAGACGUGUUAAAUGUCAGACAUGUUUCUCAACAUCAGCAGCAACUCACAGCGUUUUUUACAUAUCAAUUAUUUAUCUUGAAAAACCUACUGCUUGGUCAUUGACCUUUCCAGAUCUGAAAAAUGCCUGGCAUUUACCAACGUACAAUGAGUAACGGGUGUGAACAUGUAAAAGAAAAACAGUCAAAGCGGAGUAAAGGUUUAUUGAACCCAGCUGUCUGCCGAACACAAAAGCAAUGUUUCCUCCAGUAAAGUUCCUCUAGCACAGAGCUGCAGACCUGUUGCCAUUUCCACCGUUUGCAUAAUUCUAGUCCCUGAGCCAACAUCGUCAACACAUACAACUUUAGUUUCUCUGUAAGUUGACGAAACUGGUUCAAGCUGCAGUUGCUCCAGGAGGAAUAUUCCUCAGCCACAUACUCAGUUAUAUUCACAGAUAUGCUGAUUUAUUAGUUAUCUUCCGAGUCUUUGACAGAUGCAGUGUAUUUACAGGCAGAAACAAGAAGUCAGUUUGUGCAAUAAUGUGAAUGUGUCAGAUACACCGAAGCAGGUCAUGGCACUGACUGAGACAUGCUUCUCCAGGCUGCGUGCAUCCAGAUGAGAUGUUUCCUACAAACUGCACUUCUGCCUCAUUGUGUGUGUAAAUAUACUGACUCUGGCUUUAAGGACACGAUCACUAUCUGGGAACAAACGUGAUGUAUCCUGGGUUUUGCAGACUCUGUGUUGAUCUUCUCUUCAUUGUACAUGUGAAGCCGAAACUGGCUAAAUCACAAGAAUCUCACUCUUCUUCAGUCUUCAGCCUGAAGUUGGGAGGACUGGUUCAUCACAGCUUGUUGGCUUUUAGUUUGUCUUUGAUGUUUCUCACAAGGUCGGCGACUGUUUACAGCUUUUGAAAAUGUUUUCAUUUGGCAUCUUCCUCUCUUUUAAUGUGUCUAUGCAUUUUUUUAUCUAGCUUAUUGACAGUUUGAUACCUGUUUUAACAAACCAUCACUGUGAAUCCAUUGUCUUUUUAUUUUUUUAAAGUCUUCUGUAACGGGAUGGUUCACCAAAAAUCCCAAUCCACCUGCCUGCCUUCAGUUUCUCAUACCAAUAUUAUUAAUAGUUCAAGCCUGUUAUGUUGAAGUAUUUUUAAUUUCAUAAGGAUUUGAUGAGAAAAUACUUUUCGGCUUCUUCUGAGAAAGUAUUUAAUAGUUCAUUUUUCUCUGACUGUGUUUCUGUUUGACGUUUUUUAAAUGUACACUAUGCAGGUUGUCAUAACUACAGCUGUUAACAAUACAAGCUGCAGUCCAGGCUGAAGAAACCUUUGUUUUUGGUUGUACUGUUGCCUUAACUUUACUAGACUCGUAAUUUUGUUUUAGCUUUUCGCAAUGACAAUCUUAACAGUAUUCAGAAAACCUGCCAUUUGAUAUUUAAGAGGUGUUCAUUGGUAAAAGUGACGGCGUGUGUUCAGUCCGGUUUAGAGAGUGGAACUCAUUGCUGCACCCUUGUUAAGACUGUUGAGGAUGUGUUUGAGGUCAGGACAUGAAUUAUCACCUCUAACAUGGAAGUGUUGACACAAAACCUGUGUCAGACCUGUACGCUGCACAAACACAAGGAAAGUGAGACAUGGAUCAAAUAAAUGUUCUUUGGUUAAAAA